AUGCAGGAUGCGUAUGUCGACGACCCGCUUGGUCGAAAAAUUCUGGCGGCGCCAGAUAAACACGCCAGAUUCCGCGUCCGCGACGGCUUCAUCUGGACAAAGAAUGGGGCGAAGGAGUGGGUGGCGUACGUACCCAAAGGGCGGUACGUCGACAAGACCCUGCGGCAGUUGGUCAUAGAGCAGGCCCAUCAGACCGUGGGCCAUUUCGGGCCACAGAAGACCGGCGACUAUAUUCGCCGAUGGUAUUGGUGG
This is a messenger RNA of Schizophyllum commune H4-8, 252 nucleotides long. RefSeq lists its product as uncharacterized. Lineage: Eukaryota; Fungi; Basidiomycota; Agaricomycetes; Agaricales; Schizophyllaceae. The record is from RefSeq and is a predicted model, not a curated record. The annotation marks the transcript as partial. The transcript has a single exon.